AUGGCUCUGAAGCAGCAGCGUGUGUGUCUGCAGCAGCAGCAGCAGCAGCAGCAGCAGCAGCAACAGCGUCUCCCUCGAGCUGCUGCUGCCACUGUUACACAUAGCAGCAGCAACAGCAGCAGCAGCAGCAGCAGCAGCAGCACUCAGGGAGGUGUCUAUACACCUCACCGCGCCUGCAACUCCCCGAGCUCUCCGCUGUGGCCACCAGAACCACACGGACCUUCAGCAGCAGCAGUGCAGCAGCAGCAGCAGCAGCAGCAGCAGCAGCAACAGCAGCAGCAGCAGCAGCAGCAGGUGCUGCUACAGAGCAUAGCAUUCGGGGAGCAGCACUAA
Messenger RNA from Eimeria mitis, 333 nucleotides. RefSeq lists its product as uncharacterized. The record is from RefSeq and is a predicted model, not a curated record. Lineage: Eukaryota; Apicomplexa; Conoidasida; Eucoccidiorida; Eimeriidae. The transcript has 2 exons. The coding region runs from base 1 to 333 and encodes 110 amino acids.